This is a messenger RNA of Syzygium oleosum, 1771 nucleotides long. Its product is annotated as probable galacturonosyltransferase-like 7. The coding region runs from base 360 to 1421 and encodes 353 amino acids. The record is from RefSeq and is a predicted model, not a curated record. Lineage: Eukaryota; Viridiplantae; Streptophyta; Magnoliopsida; Myrtales; Myrtaceae. Gene Ontology annotation, molecular function: glycosyltransferase activity. The transcript has a single exon. Gene Ontology annotation, cellular component: Golgi apparatus.
AUUCCUCGGAGUCUCUGCUUCCGAAAUUGUACGCGCAAGCGCAGCAUAAAGAGAGAGAGAGAGAGAGGGAGGGAGGGAGGGAGCAUCAUCCGCACGGGGGGCGCAUUUUAGCACCCGCUCUCCUCCGCUGCGCCCCUGGUUCGAUUUCCGCGGAUUCCUUCCCCUCAAAUCGCAUUGCCGCCCCUCCCCCACCGGCGGAUCCUGACCGGCGAGCCGGAGGAAUCGGCUCUCCCCUGCGGCGGCCUCCGGCGGAGGAAACCCCUAGCGCUCGCCGUCGGUUGCUGCUGCUGCGGCUGCUGCGGCGGCGGCGGCUCGGUUCGGUCCGGUCCCGUCCGGUCCUUCUCCCCGGCCGAGUGAAGAUGCGAUGGAUCCCGCGGUUCACCGCCCUCUUCUCGUUCGCGAUCGCGAUCGUCCUCCUCUCCCCUUCCUUCCAGUCCUCCCCUCCCGCUGAGGCCAUCCGCUCCUCCUCCUCCCACCCCGGCGACCGCUUCCCGUUCCGGCGGGCCCCCGCCUUCCGCAAUGCCGGCGGGUGCCGCCCCCGCCCCGCCAGCGCCGGCGAGAUCGGCAUCUGCGACCCGAGCCUCGUCCACGUGGCGAUCACGCUCGACGGCGAGUACCUCCGCGGCUCGGUGGCGGCCGUGCACUCCAUCCUGGAGAACGCGCGGUGCCCGGAGGACAUCUUCUUCCACUUCCUCGUCUCCGACACGGGCCUCGAGGCCCUGGUGCGCUUCGCCUUCCCUCAGCUGAAGUUCAAGGUGUAUUACUUCGAUCCGGAGGUGGUGCGCGACCUGAUCUCGACCUCCGUGAGGCAAGCGCUCGAGCAACCGCUCAAUUACGCCCGGAAUUACUUGGCGGACCUGCUCGAGCCGUGCCUCAGCCGAGUCAUCUACCUCGACUCUGACCUCGUCGUGGUGGACGACAUUCACAAGCUGUGGUCGACGAGCCUGGGUUCGAGGACGAUCGGCGCCCCGGAGUACUGCCACGCCAACUUCACCAAGUACUUCACCGCCAGGUUCUGGUCGGACGACCGAUUCUCCGGCACGUUCGCCGGGAGGAGGCCGUGCUACUUCAACACGGGAGUAAUGGUGAUAGAUCUGGCUCGGUGGCGUCGGUUCGAGUACACGAAGCGGAUCGAGCGGUGGAUGGAGGUCCAGAAGAGCGGCCGGAUUUACGAGCUCGGGUCGCUGCCGCCGUUCCUGCUCGUGUUCGCCGGUCACGUGGCGCCGAUCGAGCACCGGUGGAACCAGCACGGGCUCGGCGGCGACAACGUGAGGGGGAGCUGCCGCGACCUCCAUCCCGGCCCGGUGAGCCUCCUGCACUGGUCCGGCAGCGGCAAGCCGUGGCUCAGGCUGGAUUCCAGGCGGCCGUGCCCGCUGGACGCGCUCUGGGCGCGCUUUGAUUUGUACGGUCACUCCCGUUGAAGGGCCAGAGUGCGAUUCUACAGAGGGCACGAAAAUUCAAACUAGUCGCCGGUAAAUUUUCCCCUGUUAAGGAAUGAUUGUUCUUACGUCACUGCUCCGGUUCUUUGAUUUCUCAUUCUGCGAUUUGUAAUUUGUUCCCUUCUCUUCAUAAUUUUAUGUUCUGUUCUUCUACGUCCUUUUUCUGUUUUUUUUUUUUCACUGGGCUAGAGUAGGAUUUAGCUUUGUAUUCGUUUCCCCCUUAAUUUUUUCUUCCAUUUCUCUCUUGUUUCUAGCUGCUGGACCAUUCCAUCUGUAUUCUACUCUGUAAUGCCAUUGGAAAUAAAACAGAUAAACGGACAUUGAACAUUGAA